UCUCUCGUCGAUCUGUGCAGCAGCUUUUCUUCCUCUCUCUCCAUUUAGCAAUUCUCUCAUCGCAUUCGCUUCGAUUUAUGGCUUCUUGAGGAUUUCAUCCUUGCGUUCUUUGGUGUUAAUCUACCUUGCAUCGAUCUUCGGACCAUAUAGCGUUCGAUUCAUCCAUUCCUUGUUCCACAUACGCUGCAAUCUCGUUCCAAAUCUGUUAGUAUUCUGAAACCCUAACUUCGUUUCUUACCUUCCGAGGAGUUGGUUACCAGCCGCGCCAAGUCAAGAGGAAGCCGUAGUAGAGCUCAGCAAACUUAGUUCCUCUCGAUCUGAACGAGUCUCGCUGCUCGAGGAAAUUGUGAAUUGAACUGGAAAUAUACUUCUCUGAAACUGAUAGAGACCAGUUCUGUAGACGAUAAGUCUAGAUGGUAGAAAACAGAGGAAAUGUUCCUCCUGCAAAUGGGAGGGCUCCUGGGGCUGGAAAUGCUUAUACUAUUGACUUGGAGACCUUUAGCAGGCGGUUGAAAGCCCUUUACGUCCAUUGGAGUGAACACAAACUUGAGCUUUGGGGGUCUUCUGAUGCCCUUGCAGUUGCUACUCCACCUGCCUCUGAGGACCUGCGAUACUUGAAGUCAUCUGCUUUGAACAUUUGGUUGCUUGGAUAUGAAUUUCCAGAGACAAUAAUGGUAUUUAUGAGUAAGCAAAUUCAUUUCUUGUGUAGCCAGAAGAAGGCAACUUUGCUUGAGAGUGUGAAAAGAUCUGUCAAGGAGACUGUGGGUGCGGAAGUUGUCAUGCAUUUGAAGGCAAAAAGUGAUGAUGGUAAAUCACAAAUGGAUGCUAUACUGCGAGCUAUCCGCAUUCAAUCAAAGUCGGAGGGCCGAGAUAGCCCUGUCAUUGGAUAUAUAGCAAGAGAGGUUCCCGAAGGGAAUCUUUUGGAGACAUGGUCUGAGAAGACGAAGAACUCUGAUCUUCAGCUUGGUGAUAUAACUAAUGGGUUGUCUGACCUUUUUGCUCUCAAAGAUAGUAAUGAGAUUACAAAUGUGAAAAAGGCUGCCUAUUUGACUGCGUGUGCGAUGAAAAAUUUUGUGGUUCCCAAACUAGAGAAGGUGAUUGACGAGGAGAAAAAAGUCACGCAUUCUUCAUUGAUGGAUGACACAGAGAAGGCCAUACUAGAGCCAACAAAAGUAAAGGUGAAAUUAAAGGCUGAAAAUGUAGACAUCUGUUACCCUCCAAUCUUUCAGAGUGGUGGAAAAUUUGACCUCAGACCUAGUGCUUCAAGUGAUGAUGAGCAUCUGUACUAUGAUUCUGCCAGUGUGAUCAUAUGUGCUAUUGGAUCUAGAUACAACAGCUACUGUUCAAACGUUGCCAGAACUUUUCUAAUUGAUUCCACUCCAACACAGGGUAAGGCUUAUGAGGUUCUUCUGAAGGCUCAUGAGGCAGCAAUUGAUGCACUGAACCCUGGGAACAAAGCCAGUGCUGUGUAUCAGGCAGCCCUCUCUGUAGUUGAGAGGGAUGCUCCUGAGUUGGUCAGCAACCUGACGAAGUCUGCUGGUACAGGAAUUGGUUUGGAGUUCCGCGAGUCAGGAUUAAGUCUUAAUUCCAAGAAUGACAAGGUGCUGAAACCAGGCAUGGUUUUUAAUGUAUCCCUUGGUUUCCAGAACUUGCAGACGGAGGACAAGAACCCAAAGAGCCAGAACUUCUCUCUGUUGCUUGCAGACACAGUUAUUAUUACUGAGAAGGGCCAUGAUGUUGCAACUAUGUUGAGUUCUAAGGCUGUUAAGGAUGUGGCUUACUCCUUCAAUGAGGAUGAUGAAGAGGAGCAGCAGCCAAAGGUUGCACAUGCUAAUGGAAUCAGUACCUUGUAUUCCAAAGCAACUCUAAGAUCGGACAAUCAGGAGAUAACGAAGGAAGAGCUUCGGCGGCAGCACCAAGCAGAACUUGCUCGGCAGAAGAAUGAAGAAACGGCCAGACGUCUUGCUGGCGGUGACAAUGUAGCUGGAGAUCAUCGCACUACUGCAAAAGCUUCUAGUGAGUUAGUUGCAUAUAAGAAUGUUAAUGACCUGCCCCCUCCUAGGGAAAUGAUGAUCCAAGUUGACCAGAAGAACGAGGCCAUCCUCCUCCCCAUAUAUGGUAGUAUGGUUCCUUUUCACGUGGCAAAUGUGAAGACCGUCUCCAGCCAGCAGGACACCAAUCGAAAUUGCUAUAUCCGCAUUGUAUUUAAUGUUCCUGGUACCCCUUUCAAUCCUCAUGAUUCAAACACUUUAAAGCAUCAGGGGGCUAUAUAUCUGAAAGAGGUCUCUUUCCGCUCAAAGGAUCCGAGGCACAUAAGUGAAGUGGUGCAGCUAAUUAAAACACUUCGACGGAAUGUUGUGGCUAGGGAGUCUGAGAGGGCUGAGCGAGCAACUCUGGUUACUCAGGAGAAGCUUGUACUUGCAGGGAACAAAUUUAAGCCCGUAAGAUUAUCUGAUCUCUGGAUCCGUCCCACUUUUGGUGGCCGUGCAAGAAAGUUAUAUGGUACACUAGAAGCCCACGCAAACGGUUUUCGGUAUUCAACAUCAAGGCAAGAUGAGCGCGUGGACAUUAUGUAUGGAAACAUCAAGCAUGCAUUCUUCCAGCCGGCAGAGAAGGAAAUGAUUACUCUGCUUCAUUUUCAUUUGCACAAUCACAUAAUGGUUGGAAACAAGAAAACCAAGGAUGUGCAAUUCUAUAUUGAGGUCAUGGAUGUGGUCCAGACUCUUGGUGGCGGAAAGAGAUCUGCGUAUGACCCUGAUGAGAUUGAGGAAGAGCAAAGGGAAAGGGAGCGGAAGAAUAAAAUCAAUAUGGAUUUCCAGAACUUUGUGAACAGGGUGAAUGAUCUCUGGGGCCAGCCCCAAUUUAAAGGACUUGACCUUGAGUUUGAUCAACCUUUAAGGGAGCUUGGUUUCCAUGGGGUUCCCUAUAAGGCCUCAGCUUUCAUUGUCCCAACAUCAACUUGCUUGGUUGAGCUGAUAGAAACUCCUUUCCUUGUGGUUACCCUUUCUGAGAUUGAGAUUGUGAACUUAGAGAGAGUGGGUCUUGGGCAGAAGAAUUUCGACAUGGCUAUUGUCUUUAAGGACUUAAAGCGUGAUGUCCUUCGAAUAGAUUCUAUUCCUUCCACAUCACUUGAUGGCAUCAAGGAAUGGCUCGACACGACAGACAUCAAAUAUUACGAGAGCAGGCUGAAUCUGAACUGGCGUCCAAUAUUGAAGACGAUCAUUGAUGACCCUCAGAGGUUCAUUGAGGAUGGGGGAUGGGAAUUCUUAAAUCUGGAAGCUAGUGACUCAGAUUCUGAGAACUCUGAAGAAUCAGACCAAGGUUAUGAGCCAUCUGACGCUGAACCUGAUUCAGUCUCUGAGGAUGAUGAUUCUGACAGCGAGUCUCUGGUUGAGUCUGAGGAUGAUGAAGAAGAGGACUCAGAGGAAGAGUUGGAAGAAGAGAAGGGCAAGACAUGGGAAGAGUUGGAGAGGGAAGCAAGCAAUGCCGACAGGGAACAAGGGGAUGAAUCAGACAGUGAGGAAGAGCGGAGGAGAAGAAAAAUGAAGGCUUUUGGCAAGUCCCGGGCUGGUCCUAGUAGCACUGCCCCAAAGAGGGCAAAGUUGAGGUGACCGAGGAGAAGUAUCUUGUAGCAGCAGCGUCCUGGUUUUGAUGCACAGCAACAAUUUGCUAUGUCCGUGGGAGGUCUUUUACCUUACCUUUUGAUAAUCAACUACUCAGAAAUCAAAAAGUUGUUCCCGAUCUUGUUCUCCUAUCUUAGGUGCUCUGUGGGGAAUUGGCUUUGUAAAAUUAAUGGUGUUAUAUUGAACUCCUCUUUGAUUUUCCUUUACAAGUUUAUUUUGCAUUGAUUCUCUAGGACGACCUGUUCGUAGGUACUGGCGAGUGAUGAAUUGAUGAAGUAAGAGAUCAAUAAUUUAGCUCUGUUUUCUUGAAAUGGGUGCUAUGCCUCUGUGCUUAAGCUGCUCUGCAUAUAUCAAUCACCAGUCCCAGUUGGUCUAUAUUAUUACAGAAUGAUUUAUUUGUAAACC
Diospyros lotus (date-plum) is the source of this 4028-nucleotide messenger RNA. Its product is annotated as FACT complex subunit SPT16-like. NCBI's taxonomy places the organism in Eukaryota, Viridiplantae, Streptophyta, Magnoliopsida, Ericales, Ebenaceae. The transcript is spliced from 3 exons. Gene Ontology annotation, molecular function: nucleosome binding. Gene Ontology annotation, biological process: transcription elongation by RNA polymerase II; positive regulation of transcription elongation by RNA polymerase II. The record is from RefSeq and is a predicted model, not a curated record. The coding region runs from base 414 to 3611 and encodes 1065 amino acids. Gene Ontology annotation, cellular component: FACT complex.